Seminavis robusta is the source of this 1346-nucleotide messenger RNA. Lineage: Eukaryota; Bacillariophyta; Bacillariophyceae; Naviculales; Naviculaceae. The record is from the annotation of a GenBank genome assembly.
CUUUACAAACCUAUGGACCUUCAUCCGUCCAUUCAUUUGUUCCAUCCCGUCGCUCCUUGCAUUCAUCUCUUCGACCUAACUUCCUAACCUUUGUAGUUCAUCAUCUAGACGACCAUGUCCUCGUUCCUCGUACUCCUGGCCAUCUGAUGAUGAUCGGAUAACCAUCUGAUUUGAGUCACACAUCCCCAAUCACGAACCGUGAUUGUGGAUCCCGAGUCGUCUGUCCGUCAUACGAAAAUACCUUUCUAACAGCGACCCGCCAAAGUUUUCCGGAAAGGGUUAAGGGGAAACGUCAGUGCCUCCACGCGUCAACUACGACAACAAACCCAACACCCCAACACCAUGCAUCAAGCAAGAAGAACAAUAAUUCAGAACAAGAGCUCACAAAAGCGCUCCAAACACCGCUUCCAAGAUGAGGUCCUUCAGCGCCGCUGCAGGUAGUGGUCUGUUGUGGCUAUUCCUCGGGUCGAUCCUCUUGUUGGUGGUUUCGGCCCGACCCUUUGGAGUUUCGUCGUUCAAGUUGACGGGCAACAACAAUCCACAAGCUAAUCAACUACUGCAACGCCACCUGCUGAUACAGCAAUCCGUCUCUGUGCGAGGAGGUGCCGCGUCAACACUUGUAGACAGCGAUGAUGAGGAAGAAGAGUCCGAGGAUGAAGAAGAGGAAGAGGAAAAAGUAGAUCUGGACGAAGAGGAAGAAGAGGAGGAAGAAAUUCCCAAGAAAAAGGCCAAGGCAACUUUGGCCGCUUCUGCCGUCAAGGCUGCCAGCAAGUCCAAGGCGAAAAAGACUGCUAGCGUCAAGGCUGCCAUUAAAACCGGUCUUGCAGACACGCCAACGGUGCCCAAGAAGAAAAAGUCGGGUCUCCUAUCAAUACUGAAAAUUCCCUACAUCAUCAAGGCAAGCCUCAAUCCCAUGACACUCUUUGCCAUGACAAAGGCAUAUUGGGGGUCCCUAUUCAAUCUGAAUUACAUCAAAAAGGACACAUCACAGGACCUUCGGUCAGCACUCGAAGAAAAGGCCAAAAGGGCCGCUGGUGGAGGUUCCAAGCCCAAGAGAAAAUUCAAGCCAGGUCAAGCCAAAAGCUUGUCUGACUUGCCUCCUCUAAACACCUGAGGUUAAUUCCUGGGUGUUGCUGCUAGAAUUGUUUCUCAAACUCUGAGAGAGAAACAAACGCAACACCCCGAUAACUAUUCACCACGGAACCAUGCAUGCUUCUUGAGGCUGCGAAUGACGACGAUACGCUCAACCAUCUAUCCGAUGGAGGCGUUUGGUCUGACUGGAUCCGUUGCGUUGAAAAGAAAAUCCUUCAUAUCCAUAAUAAAAAAAGAUUUAUAGAUUACGGAUU